This is a messenger RNA of Anas platyrhynchos (mallard), 3212 nucleotides long. The record is from RefSeq and is a predicted model, not a curated record. NCBI's taxonomy places the organism in Eukaryota, Metazoa, Chordata, Aves, Anseriformes, Anatidae.
GGAGCCUCGGCGCUCCUCCUGGUUGGGAAUUUCUUUAUUUUUUGGGGGGGAGGGAUGAAAGCACAGCCGCUCGCGGGCAGGCCGAGGGGGGGCUCGCUGCUCCCCCCAGCCUUAUCUGGCCGGAGCAGGCGGGAGCGUGGAGCUGAUGUCUCUGUUAAAUGGGGCUCAGCUCAGAUGAAACGCCCUCCGACGCAAUCCAAUUAACUCCCAAAUUGAAUAGCGAUGCUCUGCCCGAUGUCCCCCCCCCCAGCCCGGUGUGCGGGAAGGGGUCAGCUCGGGUUUAAUCAGAUGCAGCCACCAAAAGGCCUCCCCACGCAUCCCAGGGCUGUGGGGAAACUGAGGCAGGGCUCAGCACACAGGGGCAGGCAGCGACCCCCUCCUGGGGGCUCCGGGAGCUUCCGACACCAAAAAGAAGGGAAAUGGGGGAUUUUUCCCCCCCUCUGAUCUUCCUAAGCCGCUGCAGCAAUUUUGCUCUGAUAAGCAAAUCUGCGCUUAUCCCAUCGCGGGGACAAUGACGGAAUUGGGCUUAGCACUUGUCCAGGGAGGUAUUUUUGGGGUUGGGGGGGGGGGGGAGGAUGCUGCCAGGGCUUCAGACACCUCGGAGCUCACAACGGGACGAGUCGGAGCAGCCUCAGCCUGCGGCCCCCCCGGGCAUGGGGGAGAGGGAGCGACGGAUGCGAUCGGCUGAAUCGAUGCCAGCAGAUGAGAGACAUCAAAGUGUCUCCUAGCAAUUUGUUAAGUAAAUAAAAAAAAAAAAAAAAUCACAAAACUUGGCCUAAGCAAAUAGGGGAAGGAGGGGGGCGUCUCGUCGGGGCGGAUGAAAGGCUGCGGAGCCGCGUGUGGAACGGCUCGCCAGGCAGGGAAAGCUUCAGAGGAUUGUAAAUGACGGGGAAAAAAAAAUAAAAAAUGAAAUAAAAUAAAAUAAAAAUCAGCAGGAGUUUCAAAGCUGCUGCGGUUUCAGAUGUGGCUGCGCAGCCUUUCAUCCCGGAGCCCUGCAGGAAGGAGAGAUGCAUGUGGGGAUGUUCGGGAGCGGUACAGGGGAAGAGGAGCGCAAAUACCCUUAACUCUGCCCUCCCCACAGGUCCCAGCUCCAUUUUGGGGAGCAUUUUGGGCAGCCCCUUCCCUCCUGCGCCCCUGUCCCCAUCGCUGGGGUGGUGCUGGGACAAGCAGAAGCUUUUGGGGUGAAAAUAGGGGAAAAUGGGUGUUGGCAGGGCAGGGAGGUGCUCCGAGGCAGGAGGCUGGGGCUGGGUGUCUGGUCCCCGUCCCCGUGCAUUAUUGAUGGGGAGGAUAAUUGCCUGCUUCCUACCGGCUCCGUGAUGAAAAAUUCAUAUCCCGGGACGAGCGCUGGGGGCUCCAUCGACCCACACCGGGCUCUUUGUUCCCUAACAGCAACCUGGGGGGGACACGGGUGCGGGGGGCCACAGCAGGUGGGGUGCUUGGAGCCCUCGCUGGGUGUCCCCAUGGCUGGGGACAACGUGUGGGGACCCCAAAGGAGGGGGCGAGGUGGGGAGCACGGCUUCACGCCCUCCCCGGGGAUGAAUGCGGGGUGGGAGCGGGGCAUUUCCCUGCGCCUUUGGGCACCUCUGCUCCACGCCAGCUCCGAGCCGGCGUCGCCCAGCCCGUGGAUCUGAGGGGCCGCGGGGGCUCAGAAGUUAAUGGAGCAUUUGAAAGCCACGAGCCGAGAUCCAAGGCAUGGAAAUGAGGUGCCACCAGCGAGGAGCUGCCGCGGGACCCGCCACCAGCCUGCCUGGGAGCGGGAGAUAAGGCAGGGGCGGGCUGGGGACCAGGACUUUGGUGGCUUUGGGGGGCUGUCAGGGGGACGGGGCAGCUCUGCCCCACUCGGGCAGCAGCAGAGCCGGAGGUUUUGAGGGCAAAACUGUGAUUUCUGCUGCCCUGCAGUGGGAGGGAGCCCAGCCCGGGUUGCUAAGAGCAGGCUUGUGUUGUGGUGACAGCAGAGGAUGCUGCAGGGCUCUGCUCCGGCUGCUCCGAGCCCCUCGGGGGCACCCCCAGGUCCCCAGGAUGGGGACAGCACCCGGACAGGGUCACCGCCACCCCUGCCUUUGUUGGGUGGCUCCAUGGUGCAGCCGCCGACCCCUGGCUCUGGUGUCCCCUCGCAGCCCCACCGGGACGCCGUGGCCCUGCCACCAGCUGACGCCGUGAGCAGCAUCCUGCCCGGGAUGCCACAGAGGUCCCGGGCCAUCCCCAGGGAGCUCCAGCAGCGGGAGGCGAGCAGGUACCGCCUGGCGCUGAAGAGGAUGGCAGGAGACCUCCUGUCCCUGCGCCGGCACGUCACCAGCCUGGAGGUGGAGAACGGGCACCUACGGCACCGGCUGGCCGGGCACGAGGAGCCGGGCGGCGCGCUGCUUGCCGACCUGGACGUGGACGUGAUGACCAGGGAGGAGGUCCUGGACCGCCUGGGUGCGUGGUCAGGGAGGGCGGAAAAGGGGACGCCCCUCUGCGGGGGACCCCGCUGUCCCCUGGUCGUGUCCCACAAGCUGAGGAUGUGGCCUGGGGCUCUGGCAGCCACCCUGAAGGGCGAGCUGGUGGCGGGCGCGAUGGAGAUGCGGCGGCUGAAGGACCGCGUGCAGCAGCUGCAGAACGAGCUGAUCCGGAAAAAUGACCGGGAGAAGGAGCUGGUGCUGCUCCAGCGAGCCCACCGGCAGCAGCAAGCCGCCCUCAGGAGGUGCCAGGAGCAGGCGGCCAGGGCGAAGGGCCUGGAGGAGACGGUGAGGCAGCAGGAGAAGGUGAUCAAGGUGAUGGAGCGGGUGCUGCAGGACAGGCUCUCCAUGAGCAGCGAGAAACCAGCAGGGGACCUGCACGCCCUGCUGCUGGCUGAGAACCGCAGGCUGCGGAGGAGCUGGCGAGACCCCUGCCGGGACAUCUUCGGUGGCACGGAGAAGCUGUCGCUGCUGGCCAGGCUGGAGGAGGCACAAGCCCGAGGGCGUGUGAUGGAGAGGCAGCUGGAGGAGGCGGCGAGGAGGUGGGGACGGGAGAAGCAGGAGCUGGGCACGCGGCUGCUGGAGCAGGAGCACGGCUUCGGGGGCUCGGCCACCUGCUCUCCCCACAUCCCCACCUCGAAACACCCCCCAGGCUCCACCUUCCCCCCGAGGAGACCCCGGACCCUGGACCCCCUGCCCUAGGGGGUCCUCGGGGGCAGGACGCCGGAGACACUCGGAGAUGCGAAAUUCAUGCUCAUGGCAAAGAGCUGCUGC